Molecule: messenger RNA, 2039 nt
Organism: Rhinichthys klamathensis goyatoka
Lineage: Eukaryota; Metazoa; Chordata; Actinopteri; Cypriniformes; Leuciscidae
Gene: nr2e3
Product: nuclear receptor subfamily 2, group E, member 3
Exons: 8
Coding region: 334-1611 (425 amino acids)
Biological process (GO): cell differentiation; negative regulation of transcription by RNA polymerase II; positive regulation of transcription by RNA polymerase II
Molecular function (GO): zinc ion binding; RNA polymerase II cis-regulatory region sequence-specific DNA binding; nuclear receptor activity
Source: RefSeq, a predicted model, not a curated record
CUUCCUUUAGGGAGCCCACGGUAGCCUCAGAGUCACUCACUGUCCAGCAUCGCUAGACUCACCAGGAGGUGACAGACCACACUGCACUUUACAAAAGCAACAGACACGAAGUUCUACAGGACAGAGAUACUCAGAGUAAAGAACGGACCAGGAUAGAGUCCUUGAAGGAACUUGAAGAAACAUCUAACAGUCUCAAGGCUGGACGGAUCUUUUUUUAAGGACCCUCUAGGAUUCCAAUUAAUCCACCUGGGAAAGAUAUUUUGACCUCAAAAGCCAGAUCCUUCUGAGGGUACACUUCAGGAACAGCUUGUGUGAACUUCUACAGAACAUUGAAUGGAGGAUCCAAUGUCAGAAAUGUCGAUGGUACAAUUUGUAUCACCAUCAGAGUCUUCCAGGAGCAACUCAGAUGACAGUCAAGAGGGUAAAAGCCCCGCUCCUGGCAAGAUCCUGAACUCGGGACUUCUUUGUAAAGUGUGUUCGGACACCAGCAGUGGGAAACACUACGGGAUAUAUGCUUGCAAUGGUUGCAGUGGCUUUUUCAAGCGCAGUGUGAGGCGCAGACUCAUCUACAGAUGUCAAGCUGGUACAGGCAUGUGUCCUGUGGAUAAAGCCCAUCGGAAUCAGUGCCAGGCUUGUCGCUUAAAGAAAUGCCUUCAAGCUGGCAUGAACAAGGAUGCUGUUCAGAAUGAGCGUCAGCCCCGCAGCACUGCUCAAGUCAGGUUAGACUCACUGGAUGUGGACAAAGACAAGGAGCACCUCGCCACCACCUUGGAGCCCACUUCCUCAUCCACCUGCUCUGUGAUCAACCGCCCACUGCUGGGCUCCUCCAUCAGCUCCAGCAUCAGCUCCACAGAUGCCAUCCACCACUCCAACAGCCCCAAGAACGGACAUCGCUUCAUGGCCAGUCUGAUGACGGCCGAGACCUGCGCCAAGCUAGAACCAGAGGAUGUGGAUGAAAACAUUGACGUGACCAGUAAUGAACCUGAAAGGAGUUCUCCGGAGUACGGCAGUGCUCUCUACCCCUCGCGCGGCCCUGAGAGUGUAUAUGAGACUUCAGCCCGCCUACUCUUCAUGUCUGUUAAAUGGGCCAAGAAUUUGCCAGUGUUUUCCCAUCUACCUUUCAGAGACCAGGUGAUUCUACUUGAGGAAGCAUGGAGUGAGCUGUUUCUACUUUGUGCAAUUCAGUGGUCGCUACCUCUGGACAACUGCCCCCUGCUGUCCCUACCUGACCUCUCACCCCCAGGACAGGGCAAGGGAAGCCCCUCCUCCUCCGACCUGAGGGUCCUUCAAGAAGUGUUUAGCCGCUUCAAGCCCCUGCAAGUGGAUCCAACAGAGUUUGCAUGCUUGAAAGCAAUUGUUUUGUUUAAACCAGAAACACGAGGACUUAAAGACCCAGAACAGGUGGAGAAUCUACAAGAUCAGUCCCAAGUGCUGCUAGCUCAACAUAUCCACACGCUUUACCCCAGUCAAGUCGCCAGGUUCGGCAGACUAUUACUUCUCCUUCCAUCCCUUCACUUUGUGAGUUCAGAAAGAAUCGAGCACCUUUUCUUCCAAAGAACCAUCGGGAACACACCCAUGGAGAAACUGCUGUGUGACAUGUUCAAAAACUGAGGAGCCUUUCUGAAAGACAGUUUGUAGAGGAACAAAAUCCUCUAGACUUCAGGUGCUUUGCUUUACUGUCAUGCUAGUUACAGUACUAUGCCAAUGAAUCUGCCUGAAUAAAAAAAAAAAAAAAAAAAAAACACAAAUGUAUUUAUUAUUUUGCAUAGGUUGCUUAUUUGUUCUCAUUAUGUUUUAUUUUAUGUCUCUUUGUAUCUGUGUUACUGUAGCUUUUAUACUCAUAAUAAUGCUAAUAAGUCUAUGCAUCUUAAUUAUGUGACACAGCCUGGUUAUGUAUAUAAUGCAAAUUGCCUUUCAAGGCCAUUAUAAUUCAAGAUUAUUUAGAAAAUGUUCAAUGAUCAGUUUGAAAUUAAAGUGUGAAAUAAAUUGUUAAUUGGUAAAUGUUUGAAGAUAUGUCUCAUAUUUGUAGGACUUAUAAA